AUGUUUCACUUGAAGGUGAGACAUUUUUCUCCUGCAGCAGCAGCGGAUCAGUUCACGCUCAGCUAUAACAUUGAAUCCAGAGAUGGGGUGGACUUUCUGUAUCAUCUUGUUUCUGUAUGUGUCGGUGUGUGAGUGCCGGUCGCUGCCAGAUCCAGAUCCUCCGAUGCAUGGGGCGGUCCAGUCCCCCCAGUAUCCCCAGCCUUACUCUCCCAACCUGCAGGAGCAGUGGGACCUCAGUGUGCCCGAGGGCUACCAGAUCCAAAUCACCUUCACCCACCUGGACAUUGAGGCUUCUGCAGGCUGCCAUUACGACGCCCUCACAGUUCUCUAUGAUGCAAAGAUCCUGGAAAAGUUUUGUGGCAAUGAGAACUCGGCCGAUGGGCAUCACCCAGGUAACCAGCCCAUCCUGUCUCCAGGCAACAGAGUCACCCUGAUAUUCCAGACAGACAACAACAACCCAGAGCGCCAUCAGAAUGUGGGCUUCUCUGCACAGUACCAGGCGAUAGACAUUGAUGAGUGUUCUGCACCAGAACCUCAAAACGGUUCAGGUCCUCUCUGCUCUCAGAUCUGCCUCAACACCCUUGGCUCAUACCUCUGCUCCUGUCACCACGGAUACGAGCUUCGGCCAGACCAGCGCAGCUGUGUGUUAUCCUGCGGCAGCGGUAUAUUUGAUGAACUAGAGGGACAUCUGUUCAGUCCAGGAUACCCGAACCCCCCGCCUCAUGCUGUGUCCUGUCAGUACAUUAUUUCUGUAGAACCUGGCUUCACUGUCGCUCUUAACUUCACUGACAUCUUCCACAUCGAGAGCCUGCAAACUGAGCAAGGAUCAAACUGUCUCCAUCAUUGGUUGCAGGUGUCCAUCCCAGACAGAGAGCCCAUGAAGCUGUGUGGUGGAGAGAGUCCAGGUCUGAUAGUGACAAACUCCAACACUAUCAGACUGGACUACCACACUGAUGAUGAAGGCCUGAGCAAAGGCUGGAGCCUGGACUACAGCACUAACAGAGUAAAGUGUCCAUUUCCUGGUAAUGUGGUGAAAGGCAGGGUCACUCCUAGCAUGACCGAAUAUUUCUACAGAGACUACAUUUUUGUUCGCUGUGACCAAGGAUACAAGCUGAUGAUGGACGGUCAGGAGGUCCAGGGUUUCUCUACCAUGUGCCAAAGCAAUGCAAAGUGGCAUCUUCCUCUGCCAGCAUGCCACAUAAUUGAUUGUGGAGAACCUGAACCUUUGCUGAAUGGAGGGGUGACUUUCCUGUCUGGCCUUCAGAAUCAGUACGGUUCUGUUGUCCAGUAUCGCUGUAAUGAACCAUUUUACUCUCUCCUCGGGGGUAUAAAUGUUGUCUUUAUCUGUGAGGCCGACAGAAAGUGGAGGUCUAACAACGAAGUUGUUGUCAGUCCAACAUGCAUACCAGUCUGUGGCCAGCCCACAAAACUCAUCUCUGCCUAUCAAAGGAUCAUUGGAGGCCAUGAAGCUCCAGAGGACACCAUCCCCUGGCAAGUGCUUCUCAGUAUAGAUGGAGCCAGAGGAGGAGGCAUGGUGGUUGGAGACCGCUGGAUAAUGACUGCAGCUCAUAAUGUAGUGCAUGACGGAAAUCAAGUUUCAAAAGAGACUGUCCGAAUUUUCAUGGGACUUACUGACGCUAACACCCCGUUGGCCUCUCCUGUGUCUGCUGCCUCGAUCCACAGUCACCCUCAAUACGACAACCCCAACGACCUAGACUUCAACCAUGACAUUGCCUUGAUCAAAAUGCAAGACUCAGUCACAUUCAACUCAUCUAUUAUGCCAAUAUGUUUGCCAGCAGAGGGCGCCACAUACAUAACUGGCACGAUGGGACUGGUCUCAGGUUUUGGAAUAACUGAAAAACAGAUUUUGACAAAUAAGAUGAAGUAUGUGCAACUCCCUGUGGUGGCGCAGGAGACAUGCAGUGAUUCAAUCACCAUGUUGAAGAAGAAAAGCAACAAUAUACCAAGUCUGACAAAUAACAUGUUGUGUGCUGGAGUCCCUGAAGGGGGGAGGGACUCCUGCCAUGGGGACAGUGGAGGACCCUACGCCAUAAGAGAUGACGGACGGUUCUGGGCUGCUGGAAUCGUCAGCUGGGGGGUUGACUGCGGAAAGCAGGGAACAUAUGGAGUCUACACCAGAGUCACCAACUACGUGGACUGGAUCAACAAGACGAUGCAAGAGAACCACUUGAAGGUGAGACAUUUUCUCCUGCAGCAGCAGCGGAUCAGUUCACGCUCAGCUAUAACAUUGAAUCCAGAGAUGGGGUGGACUUUCUGUAUCAUCUUGUUUCUGUAUGUGUCGGUGUGUGAGUGCCGGUCGCUGCCAGAUCCAGAUCCUCCGAUGCAUGGGGCGGUCCAGUCCCCCCAGUAUCCCCAGCCUUACUCUCCCAACCUGCAGGAGCAGUGGGACCUCAGUGUGCCCGAGGGCUACCAGAUCCAAAUCACCUUCACACACCUGGACAUUGAGGCUUCUGCAGACUGCCAUUACGACGCCCUCACAGUUCUCUAUGAUGCAAAGAUCCUUGGAAAGUUUUGUGGCAAUGAGAACUCGGCCGAUGGGCAUCACCCAGGUAACCAGCCCAUCCUGUCUCCAGGCAACAGAGUCACCCUGAUAUUCCAGACGGACAACAACAACCCAGAGCGCCAUCAGAAUGUGGGCUUCUCUGCACAGUACCAGGCGUUAGACAUUGAUGAGUGUUCUGCGCCAGAACCUCAAGACGGUUCAGGUCCUCUCUGCUCUCAGAUCUGCUUCAACACCCUUGGCUCAUACCUCUGUGCCUGUCACCACGGAUACGAGCUUCGGACAGACCAGCGCAGCUGUGUGUUAUCCUGCGGCAGCGGUAUAUUUGAUGAACUAGAGGGACAUCUGUUCAGUCCAGGAUACCCGAAUCCCCCGCCUCAUGCUGUGUCCUGUCAGUACAUUAUUUCUGUAGAACCUGGCUUCACUGUCGCUCUUAACUUCACUGACAUCUUCCAAAUCGAGAGCCUGCAAACUGAGCAAGGCCAAAGCUGUCUCCAUCAUUGGUUGCAGGUGUCCAUCCCAGACAGAGAGCCCAUGAAGCUGUGUGGUGGAGAGAGUCCAGGUCUGAUAGUGACAAACUCCAACACUAUCAGACUGGACUACCACACUGAUGAUGAAGGCCUGAGCAAAGGCUGGAGCCUGGACUACAGCACUAACAGAGUAAAGUGUCCAUUUCCUGGUAAUGUGGUGAAAGGCAGGGUCACUCCUAGCAUGACCGAAUAUUUCUACAGAGACUACAUUUUUGUUCGCUGUGACCAAGGAUACAAGCUGAUGAUGGACGGUCAGGAGGUCCAGGGUUUCUCUACCAUGUGCCAAAGCAAUGCAAAGUGGCAUCUUCCUCUGCCAGCAUGCCACAUAAUUGAUUGUGGAGAACCUGAACCUUUGCUGAAUGGAGGGGUGACCUUCCUGUCUGGCCUUCAGAAUCAGUACGGUUCUGUUGUCCAGUAUCGCUGUAAUGAACCAUUUUACUCUCUCCUCGGGGGUAUAAAUGUUGACUUUACCUGUGAGGCCGACAGAAAGUGGAGGUCUAACAACGAAGUUGUUAUCAGUCCAACAUGCAUACCAGUCUGUGGCCAGCCCACAAAACUCAUCUCUGCCUAUCAAAGGAUCAUUGGAGGCCAUGAAGCUCCAGAGGACACCAUCCCCUGGCAAGUUCUACUGAGUGUAGAUGGAGCCAGAGGAGGAGGCAUGGUGGUUGGAGACCGCUGGAUAAUGACUGCAGCUCAUAAUGUAGUGCAUAAUGGAAUUCAAGUUUCAAAAGAGACUGUCCGAAUUUUCAUGGGACUUACUGACGCUAACACCCCGUUGGCCUCUCCUGUGUCUGCUGCCUCGAUCCACAGUCACCCUCAAUACGACAACCCCAACUUCCUAGACUUCAACCAUGACAUUGCCUUGAUCAAAAUGCAAGACUCAGUCACAUUCAACUCAUCUAUUAUGCCAAUAUGUUUGCCAGCAGAGGGCGCCACAUACAUAACUGGCACGAUGGGACUGGUCUCAGGUUUUGGAAUAACUGAAAAACGGAUUUUGACAAAUAAGAUGAAGUAUGUGCAACUCCCUGUGGUGAUGCAGCAGACAUGCAGUGAUUCAAUCACCACGUUGAAGAAGAAAAGGAACAAUGUACCAAAUCUGACAAAUAACAUGUUUUGUGCUGGAGUCCCUGAAGGGGGGAGGGACUCCUGCCAAGGGGACAGUGGAGGACCCUACGCCAUAAGAGAUGACGGACGGUUCUGGGCUGCUGGAAUCGUCAGCUGGGGGGUUGACUGCGGAAAGCAGGGAACAUAUGGAGUCUACACCAGAGUCACCAACUACAUGGACUGGAUCAACAAGACGAUGCAAGAGAACUGAAAUCUACAGUAAUUCAUUACAACUUGAUAAAAAUAGAGAACUAAUUUAGCUCCAAAUAAACUCUUUCUGCAGUGUUUAUGCAUUCAAUGUCACAAAAAGCUAUGAAAUUAGAGAAAAUUAUCCAGUACAAAUGAUAAGAACAAUUGAAAACUUCCUUAAACUACUAAAUGAAUGUAAUACUGAUUGUAAAGUCAUCACAUAUUAUUCACAUUUAACAAAAGCAUUUUUUGAAUAAAGUGAAAUUAAUACAAAA
Messenger RNA from Anoplopoma fimbria (sablefish), 4619 nucleotides. RefSeq lists its product as uncharacterized. Gene Ontology annotation, molecular function: calcium ion binding; serine-type endopeptidase activity. The coding region runs from base 83 to 4366 and encodes 1427 amino acids. The record is from RefSeq and is a predicted model, not a curated record. Gene Ontology annotation, biological process: proteolysis. NCBI's taxonomy places the organism in Eukaryota, Metazoa, Chordata, Actinopteri, Perciformes, Anoplopomatidae. The transcript is spliced from 26 exons.